UGCUCUGCAGAAAAGAAGAAUAUACAGGAGCGCUUUUACCAAAUGCGAACCCCCAUGUGGGCUUGAAUUGUUUUGACUGCAAAUGACCUUAUCAUGAUUAAUGACGUAGUCACUUGUCAAAAAACAUUUUUUAGAACGUACACCGUAUUAUCUGAAAAUAUUGACGUCAAUGUAUGACUUCGAAUGAUCGCAGUAAACAUAACGAAUUCAUUUCGUUUGAAACUAAUUAAGUAAGCUAUACAUUUAUAAGGUGAAACAUAUGCUGAGUAACUCAUUGUACUUCAUCCUUAUGCGAGCCAACAGGGACACCACUACGCCAAAUUCAACUCUGUAAACCCGGAGAACAAGUCGAAUGAUGAAGAUGAACCUGUUCUACAUUCUCGCUCUUAAUUUGGCAUUAGGGCGAGCACUUCCAGACGACGGCAAGGACUUUGAACUACAGAGGGUUUUUAGAGACCAUUUAAUUCGUUCUAUACCACUGGAAGAUUUUUCGUUAUAUUUUAAACAGUAUAAACUAUUUCAGUUCCCAUUUUAUUUCACAAGUGGCAGCUUCUUUCUUGCUGGCAACAACAGAGAACUGGUUGGGAACUGCAGCACCACGGUUACAGAAAACGAAGACGUGUCGUUUUAUUGUGACUUCGACCUCUCAAGAAGCCUCGCGUUAUAUGCCGUUGAGAAGAAAAAUAGGAUUUGGAAGUCACAGUACUUCAUUGCUGAUGCCAACGUCACAAGAGGUAGUCUACAUGCAUUGGUACGGCUCAACUCGCCUAGUAAUGCCUAUCAAGGAGAAGUUGCUUGCACUGUGAAUGUGAGUGAACUGGGCCUAAUGAUCAGGCCAUCACGAGUGUCCUAUUUCGAAAAGGCUCGAAGAAAAUUUGAGGAAUACGCUAAGGGAAAUGUCACAGCGAAAAUUCAGAAAGCAUUGAAAAAGUCUUGCGAGCUGUCUGCCAGUCGCUUUAAGGAACUCUGGCGAAAUAAGACACACAUGAGCUCAACUGACGCGCCGCAUGUUACUACAACACGCGAAGUAAAAGAAGAAACUUCAACUGGUGCAGAUGUUACUGUAACACGCGAAGUACCAAACAAAAAUUCGACCAGUAGUUCUCAAACAGAAGAAACUUCAACUGGUGCCGACGUUACUACAACACGUGAAGUAUCAAUCAAAAAUGCAACCAGUAGUUCUCAAACAAAAAAACCUUCAAAUGGUGUGGAUGUUACUGAAACUCGCGAAUUAUCAACCGAAAAUGUGGCCAGUAGCUUUCAAACAGAAGAAACUUCAACUAGUGCGGAUACUACUACAACACGCGAAGUAUCAACCAUAAAUGUAGCCAGAAGUUCUCAAACAGACAAAGCUUCGACUGUUGCCGAUGUUACUAAAACACGCGAAUUAUCAACAAGAAAUGAGACAAGUAGUUCGCAAACGGAACAAACUUUAACUGGUGCGGAUGCUACUACAACACGCGAACCAUCAACCAAAACUGCGACUAGUAGUUCUUCAAGAGAAGAAACUUCAACUGAUGCAGAUUUAAUUACAACCCGCGAAGUAUCAACUAAAAUUGUGACCAGUAGUUCUCAAAGAGAAAACACUUCAACUGGUGCGGAUGUUACUAAAACAAGCGAAGUAUCCACCAAAAAUGAUACCAAUAGUGUUCAAGCAGAAAAACCUUCAACUUGUGCGGAUAUUACUACAACACACGAGAUAUCAAAUGAACAUGCGACCACUAGUUCUCAUACAGAAGAAACUUCAACUGGUGCAGAUGUUACUACAACACGCGAAGUAUCAACCGAAAAUGCGACCAGUAGUUCUCAAGCAGAAAAACCUUCUACUCUCGUGGAUGUUACUGCAACACGUGAAGUAUCAAACAAAAAUUCAAGCAGUAGUUCUCAAAGAGAAGAAACUUCAACUGGUGCAGAUGUUACUACAACACGCGAAGUAUCAACCAGAAAUGUGACCAGUAGUUCUCAAACAGAAAAAACUUCAGCUGGUGUGCUCAGCACAGCGCAAAUAGUCAACAACACUGCGAUGCGCACCACUCCAGCAGCCGAAGAUAAAGGCAUGACCCCUUCAAAACAAAUAAAUUACUGUUAAUAUGGCGACAACUUUAUAUGUAAUAUAAGGCUAUCUGGCCUCUCGGCACCAACGUCAGUGUUUGCGAAGAAACGUUUUAGCUAACGAGAGCUGAAAUUUUCAAAUCACUUUGUUUCUCUCAUGAAUAAAUAUUGUGCUAUAUUGCUUUUUGAAUCACAAUUUUACUCCGGACGACUGAACAUACAAAAUGAGCAAAACGGCAACAAGCUGUCAGUGCGGGAAA
This is a messenger RNA of Dermacentor silvarum, 2312 nucleotides long. RefSeq lists its product as uncharacterized. The record is from RefSeq and is a predicted model, not a curated record. The transcript is spliced from 4 exons. The coding region runs from base 353 to 2089 and encodes 578 amino acids. Lineage: Eukaryota; Metazoa; Arthropoda; Arachnida; Ixodida; Ixodidae.